GGGAGUCGCGAGUGCGCUCGAGGCUGGUUAGGCGUAUAGAGGUUUUAUGUUUGGUGGGAGAAUAUCGUCAAGAAAAUGACAGAAGAGUCGGCUGUUAAAGUUUGCGUUCGCGUCCGUCCACUUGUUGCGAGGGAGAAAAAUGCUGCAUCAGAGAAUGCAGAGCCUGUCCAGCUGUUUUGGAAAACUGAUAAGAAAUCAAUUCAUCAGAUUGAUGAAGGAAAUUCCACCAAGAGUUUUAGUUUUGACAGAGUGUUCACUGCCGAAGAAACAACUAAUCAGCUCUACCAGAAUAUUGCAAAGCCUCUGGUUGUUUCCACAGUUGAAGGAUACAAUGGAACUAUAUUUGCUUAUGGGCAAACUUCAUCUGGAAAGACUUUUACCAUGAUGGGGAGUGACCAUAUCCCUGGAGUGAUACCUCUGGCUGUUGAUGACGUCUUCCAAACCAUUAAAACUUAUCCAAAGAAGGAGUUUCUUCUCAGGGUGUCCUACAUGGAAAUCUACAAUGAGACCGUGACCGAUCUGCUUGUUGACAGCUGGAAGAGAAAACCCCUGGAAAUACGAGAGACAAUCAAUAAAAACAUCUAUGUGGCUGAUCUGACUGAAGAGCUUGUUACAUCUCCUGCACAAGCCCUGGCUUGGAUUCGGAAAGGAGAAAAAAACCGCCACUAUGGAAAGACAAAAAUGAACCAGAGGAGCAGCCGCUCACAUACAAUUUUCCGCAUGAUCCUAGAGAGCAGGGAAAAGAGCGACCCAGUAACUGGUGAAAAUGCUGAUGGAGCCAUCAUUGUGUCUCACUUGAACUUGGUUGAUCUCGCUGGAUCUGAGAGAGCAAGUCAAACAGGAGCAGAAGGUGCACGUUUCAAAGAAGGUUGCAAUAUCAAUCGCAGUCUGUUCACACUGGCUCAAGUGAUCAAGAAACUCACUGAUGAAAACCAGAAGGGUUUCACAAACUACAGAGACAGCAAGCUGACCCGUAUCCUACAGAACUCUUUGGGUGGAAAUGCUAAAACUGUCAUCAUCUGCACCAUCACAGCUGCUACUCUAGAUGAGACACUCAGCACUUUGCAAUUUGCCAGCACAGCAAAGAAAAUGAAAAAUGACCCUCAUGUGACGGAGGUGUCAGACGAUGGGGCUCUGCUCAAAAGGUAUCGCAAUGAAAUUGUAGACCUCAAGCGACGCCUUCACGAGGUUUCCUCAGUCACAAAGACCACAGCAACAGAGAAGGAGGUUCUCUCCCAGCUUCUCCAAGAAAAGGAUCAGCUCCAGAGAGAACAAGAGGACAGGAUUAGAAACCUGACCAAACUGCUUGUGACCAGCUCAAACCUGGUCCCUGUACAAAAGAUGCGUAAACGUAGGGUUACUUGGGGAGGAAAAGUGCUCAGACUUGCCCGUCCAUCUACCUGUGGCGAUGGCUCGUCGGACCUCAGCUUUGCAGAACAUGGGGCUUGGAAGAGGAAAGCAGACUCCUGUUUGAUGGAGCUGGGUGAAGAUGAUGAGGACUUUGACUCUCACUGGGGGAUUCCUGAUGAGCCGUCAGAUGAAAUGGAGAUAAGUCCGAGCUCUGUGACAGUUCGAAGCUUUGGAGACAGUCCCAGAGACUUUGUGUCUCCUGAUCAGAUGCAUGAGCUUGCAGGGAAAGUGUCCAACCUGGAGAUGCAGCUGGAAAUGGAGAGUCAGCAGAAAGAGGAGGCCAUUGCAAAGGUGGAAACGUUAGAUUGCCAAGUGACAGAACUGCAGCUACAACUUGAAACAGAGGCUCACCAGAAACAGGAGACUUUGGAGAAAAUGCACACAGCAGAACAAAGGGCAGCUGAGCUUGAGCUGCAGCUGGAAACUGAAACUCAGCAGAAGCUGGAAGCCAUGGAGAAGGUGGAGAUGUUGGAGUUCAGAGUAGCAGACUUGGAGAGACAGCCGGAAGAACAAAGCCAAUCUCAGACUGAAACAGAUGGACAGAUGAGAGAAGAGUUUGCGGAGACCAUCCAGCUGUGUGAAACUUUGGCUUCAGAGAAGGACAUGGUGACUGUUGAGCGAGACUAUCUGAAACAGGAGCUGGGGAUGUUCAUAGAGCAGACUGAAACUCUGGAGAAGGAGAAAGCUGCUUUGUCUCAGGAACUGGAGGAGAAGAGGGAGAUGGAUGAGUUCAAAUCUCUGGAGGAGGAGAUCAGGAGGGAGAGUGAGAACGAAUUGCAAAAUGAAAUAUCCAGCUUGAAAAAAGCUAUCAAAGCCUCUGAACUCCAGUGCAUGGAACUUCAGAACAAAUUAGAAUUGAUGUCUGAACAGCUGAAGAACAAAACUGAAUUUGCAGAAGAACUUCAGAAUAUGAAUGGUAAAGACUUGGUGCAGGAGGUGGCGAAGCUUCGUCGCUCUCUGGAUGAUGCAGAGGGACUCAGCAGAGACACAAAGAAGGAAUGGGCUCUGCUCCGCAGUCAAAAAAUUGCUCUGGAGGAGACGAAUGUGACCCUGACCGACAAUCAUGAAAGGAUGAAAGCUGAGGUGAACAGCUUGCGUUUUCAACUUGAAACGGAGAAGUCACGCUACAAAAAGAUGCAGACAGAUCUCCAAAAAGAGCUGAAUGUUGCGUUUGACGAAAACACCAAGCUCACCACUCUGCUGGAUGGCAAAGUCCCUAAACAUCUGAUAGACAGUGUGGAGCUUGAGAGAACAGUGACCAGUCUGAAUAAAGAGCUGACAGCGUCUCAUGAAGCAGAGGAAGCUCUCAGAGCUCAGCUGGAAGAACUCGCUUCAUUUAAGACUCUUCCUGAUCAGGUGGACAGCUUGAUGAAGCAGGUGUGUGAGUUGACUGAGGAGCUGCAUGCUGUUAAAACUCAGAAGAACAACCUGCUCUCACUUCAAGAUCAAUGUCAGGAGGAGGCUCUGCAGCUUAGAAACUCCUUGCAGAUGUCUCAGGAUGAGGUUCUGAAAUAUCAAGAAGAUCUUAGCGCCGCUGCACUGAGAGAGACUGAGCUGAACCAUCAGUGUGCUGAAGUAACACAGCAGCUGGAUUCAGUUCGCUCAGACCUGGAGCAAUCUGAAGUUGAGAGGAGUCAGCUUGUGGUCUCAAUGGAAGAGAGAAGCUUGAAGCUUGAAGAGAGCAACCAGCUCAGAGUAUCACUGGAAGGAAAACUGAACGAGAUGCAGCAACUGAUAAAGGAUUUGGAGGAGAAGUUUGCUGACAGUGAGGUUUCCAGAACCACAGAGGAAGAGAUCAACAAAGAACUUCAAGAACAACUGAACCAGCUGAAUGAAGAGCUUCAGCGUAUUCAAGUUGAGAAAGACGCUCUCCUGUCUGAGCAGAGUUCUGGUGUUGAGACCUCUUCAGAGGAGACGGAGAAGCUGCUUUCUACUGUAACAUCUCUGACUGCAGAGAGAGACGAGAUCAGGAUGAACCUGCAGGACCAUGAGGAGAAGGCUAAUAUGACAGAAAUUCUUCUCGAGUCUCUUCAAAAUGAACUCCAAGAGCAAAAGCAGAAGUACUCUGAUCUGAUUCAACUUCAUGAACAGAAAGAGUCUGAUAUGUGUGAACAUAUGCUGAGACUAACACAGGAGCUACAGUGUGAGCGAGAUGAGAAAGAGACUCUCAAAAUAGCCGGUGCUCAGAGCUCUCCAGACGAGGUGGAAAAGCUGCUCUCUUCUGUGGCUUCUCUCACUGCAGAGAGAGACCAACUCAAGCUGGAUCUGCAGGAGAAUGUGGAGAUGAUGAUUGAGAAUCAAGAGGAACUGAGGGCAGUCCUGGAGAAGAAUCACAAGCAGAAAGAACAGAUCAAACAGCUGGAGACUGCACAGACAUCCAAACUGGAUGGGCCUCCAAGUCAUAUGAGUGCACAUCUGGAGGAACUGCAAACCCGUAUGCAGUGUGAGCUGCAGGAGCAACAGCAGCUCAGUUCUGAACCACAGUCACUGAAAGAAGAGCAGGAAGCUCAACGACUUCUGCAGAUCCAACAGCUGGAGGAGCAUCUGGAGAGGACUAAAGAGGAGGUCGCCCAGUUGAAGUCUGACCUUCAAGAAAAUAUAGAACUGAUGAUCGAGAACCAGGAGGAGCUGAGAGUGUCUCAGGAGAAGAUCGGAGCCCUACAGGAGGAGAUCACCAUGCUGAGAAGUCUAAAGGCAGAGCUGGAGAGCAGAGCAAGCAGUGGGAAUGAUACAGAGAAUAUUCACCACUUACAGGAGCUUAAAGACCAGAUUCAGAGGCUGACGGAGGAGUUUGAGAGUGUGCAAGCAGAGAGAGACAGUCUGCUGUCUGAGAAGGAAACCAACACUAAGACCUCUGCAGAGGAGAUGGAGAAGCUGCUGUGCAGAGUGAUGUCUCUCAGUGAGGAGAGAGAUCAGCUGCAGGAGAUUCUGGAGGGACUGAGACUUGAGAAGAAGCAGCUCAGCGCAAGGCUGGAGGACAAAAUGGAAUCACUACAGACUGAGACUGCACAGCUGAAUACCUCCCUGCAGACUGUUAUUGAACACAAGAAACAGAUGGAGGAUGAUCUGCAGGAGAACAUGAAUGUGCUGUCUUCAACACAAGAGCUUCUGAAGUCAGUCCAAGAGGAGCUGCAUCAGCAGAAGAACCUGAACUCUGAUCUGGAGAAAUUAAAUCAGGAGAAAGAGGCCUCUUUGGAACAGCAGAUAAGCAAUCUGGCUGUGAAACUGGAGAGCGCUGAGGCUGAGAGAAACCGUCUUCUCUCUGAGCAGCACACCAGCCAUCAGACCUCCACAGAGGAGAUGGCGCAGCUACUGUGCAAAGUAACGUCUCUCACUGAGGAGAGAGAUCAGCUGCAGGAGAUUCUGGAGGGGCUGGAGCAGGAGAAGAAGCAGCUAAGAGCAGAGCUAGAGGACAAGAUGGAAUCACUGCAGACUGAGAUGAGAAUGUUAACGGAGAAACUGCAGAUCAUUAAAGCGGAGAGAGACAGCCUGCUUUCUGAGAAGGAAUCCAACUGUCAGACCUCCACAGAGGAGACGGAGAAGCUGCUGUGCAGAGUGACGUCUCUCACUGAGGAGAGAGAUCAGCUGCAAGAGAUUCUGGAGGGACUGAAGGAGGAGAAGAAGCAGCUCAGUGCACUGCUGGAGGAGAGAACGGAGAUGAUCUCAGCCAUCCAGACAAAGCUGAACCAGCAGGAGCAGUUGAUCGUGUUGCAUCAGUCUGAGAGCGAAGAACGGGAAGUGAAGCUGCAACAAGAAGUGCAGCAGCUCGAGGGACAAAUGCAAAUGUACAGGGAGAGACAAGCUCAUGCCAACGCUGAAGCAGACGCCUCACAGCAGCUGCUCAGUAAAGCAAACGCAACCAUCGCGGCCCUCAAAGAGCAGUUCAGCGCCUCAGAGCAAAGCACCAGUGAAGUCAAGGAGACGAUGUCAUCACGGCUGCAGAACUCCACUGAACAACUACAGGAGUCCUUUGGAAAAUUCCAGCACUUUAUCGACACUUGUAAGUAUAACUUUGCAGCCCUGGACAAAGCCCUGGGAGUGCAGUGUUACCUGAAGUCUUCCCUGACUUCUCUGCCAAGACCCACCAUGCAUACGUAUGCUGCUGUCCGUCAGCAGGGACUGGCAACUGUCCAGAGUCUAAUAAAAACUCAAGAGCAACUAUAUGUGCGAGCACAGGGCUACAGGAAAAUGUUUGAGGAAUUAGUGAAUAAAGAUUUGGCCGUGUUUGAGGAGAGGCAGGUGCAGGACAUGCUGCUGUGCAGAGCACAGGCGCCCACCUACUCUGUGAAAGACGAGGACCACACGCUACGGGAACACAGGCUGCCUGAGCUGCUGGACAAGAGGCAGCUUUACCUGCGGAAAAUGACCAGCAUUUUGGAGAAGCUCGGGGCCAACAUGGCUUCCCACCUCAGUAAGCGGACAGCUGAGAUCCAGGAGAGAGAGAAGUUCAAGGAGCAGCUGCAGACACUGAUGACCAACCAGCCAGUUAGCUUCAGCGGGCUGGACGACAUCCUGAACCAAGAGCUGGACCGCAGAUCUGCAGUGACACAAAGCUGGAAGAUGCUUCUGCAGGGAAUCAAUGAUGAGCAGAACAGUCUGUUUGAAGAGCUGAAGCAGCUGGAGGCUCAGACUGAUUCUCAGAUGAGAGAGGAGAAAAGCAAAAGUUCCACUCUGCUGCAGGCACUGGAGGGAACUCAUCUGAAAACAGAGCUCUCCUUGCUGAAGGACAACCAGCAACUUGUUCUGCUGCUGCAGCAAGCAGAAGACGAAGUCAAAACUCUGCAUGCAAAAAAUGAGCAGCUGGAAGAUGCUCAGAUCAAAGCCAACAACAGGGUGUCCACCCAUAAACAAGCUACCCAGCUCCUGCAGACUGAACUACAGGACAGCCGUGCCAUAGUGGAGGAGACAGAAAGCACAAUACAAACCCUUAAAAGCAAAUUACGGGAGUCUGAGAAAAAAGCAUCACCCACUGAAGUCGAAAUGGAAAAACUUGAGGCCAAACUGGUGAAAAUGGAGGUGAAGCUCAGUUCAGCAUCAGUUGAGCACCAACAAAAGAUCAAGAGGAUGACCACACUGUUGAAUGAAAAAGAAAACUCACUGAGGAAGCUGAAGGAGACUUUAAGGAGAUCACAACAGCAAGGAGAAGAAUCAUUCCUGCAGGGUAAAGAGCUUCAUGCAAGACUGACCAACCCCAGAGGUUUGGUGAUCAAGAGCAGCAUCCAGCUGGAGAAGAUAAAGCUGGAGGAGGAAGUCAAAGAGCUUAGACUGAAAAUCAUCGAGCUGGAGAGCUUGGUGUCCAGUCAGCACGCAGAGAUCAACAAGUGGAAGAGCAGAGCCAUCAAGCUGAAGGUGAAGAGCAAAGCUGAGGUGGACAAACCUUCAUCCCCCUGCACUCCCACCAAGAGAGCAUUUCCCAUGACGUCAGACUCCUCCAAUGUCUUCAGCUCUCCUAAAAAGUUUCUGGUUACUCCCAAGAAGAUCCUGGACUCUCCCAGGAAGGUGUUGGAGUCUCCCAGAAAGCUGCUGGACUCCCCAAAGGUCUCUCUGCUCGACUCUCCUAAAAGCGGAUUCUUUGACAUGGGUGGAAGCUCAGAGCUGCUGUCCAGAACCUGCCCCAAGCAGUUCUUCGAUAAUUCCAGCCUUGGAACCAUUCCAGAUGCAGCUAUGGGUGCAAACAAAAAGGAGGAGUGGUGGCCUCAGUCUCCUAAACAAGAGGAGAUGUGUAAAACCCAGUAAACAUGUUCUCUAUGUGCAAUAUUUUAAAAUGUCUUUUUAGAUUUUCUUGCAGUUGAAAUAAAGCUUCCUUUAAUAAUGUCA
This is a messenger RNA of Stegastes partitus (bicolor damselfish), 7227 nucleotides long. It is a transcript of the gene cenpe, whose product is annotated as centromere protein E. Gene Ontology annotation, molecular function: microtubule binding; microtubule motor activity; ATP binding. The coding region runs from base 76 to 7146 and encodes 2356 amino acids. Gene Ontology annotation, cellular component: microtubule. The record is from RefSeq and is a predicted model, not a curated record. NCBI's taxonomy places the organism in Eukaryota, Metazoa, Chordata, Actinopteri, Pomacentridae. Gene Ontology annotation, biological process: microtubule-based movement; mitotic cell cycle. The transcript has 50 exons.